AUGGAAUUGGAUAAUGUUGAGUUUCAAUUCUUUGUCACCUUUGAUAUGGAGGAUCACAAAGAUUUGAGUGUAAAAACUCCGGUGAAGGACCACCCUCCCAAGAGUAACCCCAGUAAACGACACAGGGAGAGACUUAAUGGGGAGCUCGACCAUCUUGCCAGUUUACUGCCAUUCGAACAAAGUGUUAUAUCAAAACUUGACAAACUUUCUAUUCUUCGGCUUGCUGUAAGCUAUCUCAGGACCAAGAGCUACUUUCAAGCUGUGCUUCCAGACCGGUAUAACCUUGACACUCAUCAUUUGAUAGGACGAUCACACCUCUUCCCCGACCCUGGCUUCUCUGAGGGAGACAGCAUCUUACAGGCCCUGUAUGGCUUUCUCUUUGUUGUGACAUGUGAUGGCGAAGUUUUCUUUGCCUCGCGGACGGUGGAACAAUACCUGGGCUUCCAUCAGUCGGAUAUCAUUCACCAAAGUGUUAUGGAGCUAAUUCAUUCUGAGGAUCGGGAUGAGUUUAAGAGACAGCUAACUUGGAACUCCGCCCUACCCUCGGACAAGUCCACACUUCCUCUUCAUGAGGCCAUGAUGCCAGAAAACUAUCACCACAUGCACCGGUCGUUUACCGUCAGAUUUCGGUGUCUACUAGACAACACUUCAGGUUUCAUCACAUUAGAGAUUAACGGUUGGAUUCGGGUGCUCCAUGGACAGAACGUCCGGACAGACGAGACGCAGUUGGCGCUUUUCGCUACAUGUUGCCCAUUUGGUCCACUCUCCCUCCUGGACCUGCCAUCUCGAGAACUCACAUUCAAAUCCAAACACAAAAUGGAUUUCUCACCUAUGUCUAUGGACAACAGAGGGAAGAUGAUGUUUAGCUUCUCUGACCGAGAGCUUGCCACAAAAUCUGGCUACGAUUUGAUACACCCAGAUGACCUUUCUUACUUUGCUGCAGCUCAUCAAGAGCUGAUUAAGACAGGGAGUUCUGGUCUUAUUGCCUACCGUUGGCUCACCAAAGACUUCCGCUGGUUGUGGCUACAGUCCAGCUGUAAGGUCAUUUACAAAAACAGCAAGCCAGAUUUCAUCAUCUGUACUCAUCGUCAACUCACAGAUGACGAAGGACAAGAUCUGUUUCAUAAGCGUGGCAAUGAAUUCAAGCUUCCCUACCCACUUCUUGAUCUGGAUAUAUGCUCAGGAUUCGACUUUCCGAAUGAUGACUUGAUAAAAAUUAAAAAUGGAAAGAAAAAUAAACAGAAGAAUCAAGUUCGUGAAAUUGUGCAAACUCCUGGCAGGAAACGAAAAAUGUGUCGAGAAAAUGGACUCACAAGCUAUCCACAGUAUAAUGGCUAUGAGGGAGGUGAUUACAAGCCAGAAUUACUCUACUCAUAUCCCCCAAACAACUUUGGCCUUGAGUCUGACCUGUAUAGGUCACAUGGGUACUCGGGGUUCCCUGGAGCUGUUUACCCAAGUACAGACAGUUACCGACUAGAUGCGGACAAACAUGGCUACACCAAUGGUUUCUACCUGGAACCCCAUCAUCGGCAAUACCAACACACACUGAGUUACCAUGGUAACAGCUAUCCCGAUCUAAUGGGUACCUCAACAAAAUAUAGUUAUGAUAUGUCGAAAUAUGGAUUCGAAAGUUAUGCCAAAAAAGUGCAUUAUGGUGAGGAACUAUCUCGUCUAGACAACGAUUUUAGGAAAUAUACUUAUGACUAUGGAAAUGAACGGCUCCCUAAUCUGUUGAAUGGUUCACUAGAACCGGUUGAUUUGCGAGCCUCGUCUAUGUACAACGGUACCUCACUUGUGAACGGGGAGAGUAUGGUUGGUCACUCACCUUGUUUGACCUCUUCACUGUUCAAACCCGACCUCCAUGGUCAAAACAUGUUAUCUAAAGAAACAAAGGUGAUAUGUUCUCCUUCAGAUGUCCUUCAGGGCAGCCAGGGUCUCAACCCAUCGAUGCCCCUGCACCACAGUUCUGUUAUAAAAAACGCAGCUAGUCCACGAACACUUCAUUCUUCUCGUUGUAGUAGUUCUGAACAAAUGGGAAGUCCACCUGUGAAUAAUUAUAACAAUAUGUCUGUGACCAGAGUGUCAGGAACGUGGGCACAGUGUUCUAAAUCAAGCCCAAACUCAACUCCACGAUCGGACAAUAGUGGUAGUCCAAAACAGAAUGGUAUGGGUGGAGGAGGGGCCUCUAGCAGUCCCAUAUCGGGGGCUACCCCAGCCUCUGUGAUACAGACUCACAUAGCAAACAAGACUCAGAACAGAGCCUGUGAUAAACAGCCAUUAGUGGGCGGCAUUCCGGUCCCUGUUGUGAAAUCAGCAUGGCUUCAUCAGUUUCCAACAUCACACAAUUCGUACGGCGAUAGCAAGGACUGGGCCAUGAGCCACAAUGACAUGUAUGCCUGCCACCAGAAGUCCCAGCGUGGCAUCAUCGCAGAAAACAUGUCACACGUGCCCAAAGUGACGAUUCAGUGACAGCUAUGGUUGCUCGCGUCUCUACGUGAUAUUGUGAUAUUUUUGUCUGUGACGACUAUAUGUCAGACACUGUAUAAGCAAACUCACUAAACUCAUCGAUCAAAUCAGAAAAAAAAAAUGGAUAGCCGCACUUCAUGGCAGUCUUGUGUAGAAAAUCUAGAAUGUUAGAUGAAGUCAUUUUAUGAUUAUCUUUGAGAAUAUUUCUCCUCUCUCCUUAAUUCUCUUAACAGAUUUCUUGACAGAUCAAGGUUGAUGCGACUUGUACAUAUUUCAAAAGCAGAAAAAAACUUGCAGACAUAGUUUUACACUGAUCUUUUUUGAUAAAUUUUUAAAAAAUGAUGUAACUGGUAUGGGAGAGUUGAUAUAUACAUUGUGGAAGGUAUAGCUAGUCUGGCGUAUAGUGUUUCUUGUUGGCAGAAUGAGUUUUUUGUGUCUUUAUAAACGAUGACACUUGUGUGGACAUGCAUUGUAUACAUGAUGAUGUGUUUGAGCGCAAGACAUGAGUGUUGUACAAAAGAUGUCGUAAUAACACACAUUUGGCACAUGGUCAAUAUUGAUGAAUCAUCUUAAUUAAAUAAUUUUACAGCUUUUUUCUGUAUUUACGUGAAGAAAGACAGUCAGUUGUAGAAAAAAUAAGAAUGUACACAAUUAACAAAUUAAAUUUAAGCAAGAUAUUUAUCUGAAAAUUUUUUAUGCUUCAUAAAUUCUAUGAUUUCUUAAAGUAAUUUGUUUUUUUUAAGGUGAUAUAUGAACUUUUUAUAAUUAUUAAAUGGUAAAGUUGUAUUGAAUCUGUUAUUUAGACAAGUUAUUUUGGGGCUCUUUCUGAUUGCUAACAGAAGAAAAUGCUUUAGCAUCUUCAUGGAAAUUGAUAUUAACUAAUGUAUUUGAUAAAUAGACAAGAAAAAUUAUUUUCACGAAUUUAAGCUGCUAACGGAAAUCUGAUAUAAAGUUUUUCGAUUGAAGUCUCUGCCUAAUUAGUUGUAACCGAGUUAGAAGUGUAAUAAGGUUUCAGUUUCAUCAAUAUUCAUUAAAUUAAGAUUUACCAUAGGAAUGCAUUACAGAACUAAAUUUACAUAACUAAGAUUUUAAAUCUAAUAAUGCUUUCCUAUGGAAACAUUUUAAUUAAAAAAUUUUGUUAAGUAAAAAAUACUAAUAAAACCAGGACUUUAGAUAACUGUAGUCCAGUUGUCUUAGCCGAGAUGAUGAAACGGAAAUCCGAAUCCUUGUACUAGCAAAUGCUGUCACAAAUGACUAUAAGUUAAUUACUAUGGAUAUAUCCAUAUUAGUAUUUAUUGGAAAGUUUUUAUUUUUUUCUUAUUUUUUUUUUUUUUUUAUUUUUUGAAUGAAGUGCUACGACAAAAGUUAUUGCAAUAAAGUUAGCUGACCAUAGUUCAUUAAUUUAUUGAUUGUUGCUAGAGUUAGUUUCUGAGUAUCAGUACAUUGUGUAUUACCGAAGUCUGUUGAAUAUAUGACUGUUUCAGUAGACAAUUUGCUUUCUGUUUCACAGAAGUCUGUUUAGUCUCUUCUCUGUAGACAUGUGAUUUUCUAGGUGUUGUCUAAAAUACAAGACUGUAAUUGUGUUAUUGUAUUUGUAAAUGGAGAGAUUUAUCUGAGCUCAGGGAACGCUGCUGUUUAUGUCUCUUAUACAUCUAAUUAUUACAUAUAUUACAACGAAACCUCGUUAGUCUAGCAAAUCUUAAUUUUACUCAAAACUGUGACAACUUAUCUUUUAAUCUGGACUCAAUGUUGUAACAGUUUUCCUGGAUUUUUUAUAUCAAAAUCCAGAAUAGGUUUUUUUCUGGAAUGUCAUGAUUAGAUUCUGACUAACGAGGUUUCACUGUACUUAGGCGAUAAAAUUUUCAUUUAAAAAUAAGUUCCCAGUAUAAUUUGAUGUAUCUUUAUAACUAUUGAUAUAACUGCAGUAGCGUUUUAUUAUUAUAUAUAUCAUACCCUUGAUACACAUCAAACACUCUGCAUAUUAUUGUGACUUUUAAUUCCCAUAUUAAGGAAGGUUAAAGUGUAAACAUGUCAGUGCUUGCUAUUUUCAAAACAGAAUGGUCAAACAUACGCUAUAUUUUAUUUCUUUUGCCAAACACACUGUACUAUUUAAUCCAGACUUUUGUUUGUAUGAGCAUUACAAAUUGAAUGACAGGUAGCUAUGUAUUCUCUUUCACUUAAUAAAAAACAACUUUUGUUAGGAAUGUUCAAGCAUGGAGACAUGUAGCUUUAUAUUGAUAAAGUUUGGAAUUAUCACACAACUUUAAACAUGCUGUAUUAGACUUACCUUAUCUAUCCUACAAUUAGCCCAACUUCUGACUUAGUGCAAAUAUGUAAGUCAAUUUAGGCUUAAUUAAUUAUUACAGAACAAUAGAAGAACAUUUGUAGGUACAUUUGUAGUUGAACAGGUAUACAUGAAGGGCAGACUCGUUUCUACCCUGCUGCUCAAUAUGAUCGAGUCAAAAUCUUGCAUGCAAAUUGUGGUAAUUUCUCUUUAAAUUUAAACAGUGGUUAUAGGUAAAAGAUAUAGACAGAAAUACUACUUGUGGCUUUUUAUUUAUCAACUAUUUUUGCCUAAAAUAUGUUAAUGUUUUAAACAUGUUUUCUCCCUAUUUUUGCCUGGUGCUUUAUUUAACAGUGGUUAUCUGGUAUUCUGAAGACUGUACAAUUCCUGAAUUAAGUAGAUGUUAUUGUCAUGAAUUAUCUCCCUUUGUCAAUGUUGAUAUAGAGCUAUGACGUUAACCACUGUUACAGAUGCUCAAUUGAUUAUAGAGCCACAAAGCAGUGAUUUCAUACAAAAAAGAUGCAGAAUUUGACUUCCUUUCUAAUAAAAAGAAUUAUUUUUAUUGGAAAUAUAUCUCAAUGUAAACAUCUAAAACAUAUAUGUAUGCUGAAAAUGAUUCACAAAGCUUAAUAUUCAAAUAUUUACACAAUAGCAAUAGUUUUCUUCUGUUAUUAUAUAAAAGAAUUCCAUUGAAUAACAGAUAUUUAUGCAAAGACUUUUACAUACCAUUCAGUCUAGUACGCAAUAUGUUACUGUUUUGCAAUUUUCCAAAUUGGUGCUUUUUAUUUCGUUCUGUCUUUAGGUUCUUCAAGAUUUCGUGUAAUGUGUGCUGUCUUUUGUUUGAUCCAACUCAAUAAGAUAUGUAUAUUUUUCCAAUUGAUUUUUCUCUGUGGAUGCUAGCAUAACAGUAACUUUGUGUUUGGGUUGUAGCACAUUCUGUUGAUGCAAACACUUUAAGCAUUCAGGAAUUUUGAUUCAUAUUACUUGUAGAAUCUGAUAUCCAUCAAUUUCCUUUCAGUAGAUCAUGAGAAUUUUCUAAACAUCAUAACUAAUUUGAGCCAAUUUCUUAGCCAACACCUCAUAAUUUGGGGCCACUCGAUAUUACAAAUAUACUGAGAUUUGUGACUUUGCACAAGUCUCCAAUAACUAAAAGUACAUCGAUAUACAUUUUUUAGGUGUAUAUUUUAUGAAAUUGAACAUUUAAACACUUGCCAAUUAUAUUUUGCAAACAUUUUCUGUAUGAGUCCGGUUUUAAGUUCAAGGUUUUAUAUCAGCAAAUUUGACAUUUGAAAAGUUGCUAGUAUUUUUUUUUUGUGGAAGGAAGAACAAUAUUUUGUACAGAUGUGAACGAUUUUCUAUCUAUAUAUGACUUAAUAGGAUAAUUACAUGGUUUCAAGAAGCUAGUAAACAAUGAGGGAGCUGUAAGGCCCGCUUUGGUGGUUAAUGUUGUAUUAUACCCCGAUCUCUCCAGCCAAGCAGAAAUAAAAUCUCCAAAUACUCAAUAUGAUUAUGAGAGGUUUAGUUGUUCCUUCCCUUGUCCUUGGUUAACAAAGAACUACAGAGGACGCGUAGACGAUUCACAUAAUUUGUCAUCAAUUAUAUUUAUAUGUAAACGGCAGUGAUUUGUUUCCGCCUGAGAGAACUUUUUCAUGAAAUUGAAUUUCUGAUUACUCCUUCAUUCCAUUUAUGAUUUAUUAAUUUAUUCAUAUUUUAAAUUUUAAUUGAAAUAAUUACAUUUAAAUCAUAUACGAAUGCAUAAUUUAUUUUAUUUUUUUUUUUUUUUACAAAAAGCGUGUUUACAGGGAAAAUGCCCAUACAGUUUUUUUGGGGUUAGUUGAGGAGUGAUGUCCUUGCCCUCUAUUUUUCACAUGUGUAUUUACUGAGAUUUUGAUUCCAAUAAUUAUAACUUUAAAAUUAAAAACAAACACCUGUUAAAGGUCAUAUGCAAUGCAAUUUAUUGGUAAACUCAUAUUAAAUUUUUUUUAUUGUUAUUUUCAACAGAAAUAUUAAAUUUGUUGCUUCCAAGGAAACCUAUAAUGAAAAACAAAAAAGAUUUGUCAUUUGUAGUAUUGCAUAGGGACAAAAACAAAUUUCAAAUUAAAAACAAAUGCCCUGCCUGUUAUUGAAGCCUACAUAAGUAAUACAAAUACUACAUACAUACAGCCACUAGGAGGAAUAUGGUGGCAGAUUUAUGGCACGUUGCCAAAAUCCUUUGAUUAAAACUUAAUGGAAUGUCUGCACAUAUAACCAGUGUUUCUUUUAUGUUUUUCUCAAUGUUCCCUGCAUUUCAAUCUGAAACCACCUCUUGUAUGUAUAUAUAUAUAUGGCAAAGUAUAGCAUAGACAAAAUAAAUAUAUAUAUAUAUAUAUAAAAUACUUGUAUAAAAACACAAAGUAUGUGUUUAUGUUUUUACACCCACAUUCAGAAGAAAAACAAAACUGGCGCGAGAGAUGUCGUUAGUUUUGUCAGGUAAAUGUGUAUAUGCUACAAGGAGAUUUUGUUGCAUCUUAUUUCUAUAUAUAUAACUUGUUGACCUACUUAUGACUAUGUUCAUGUUGUUUCUUUAAUUGGAAUUAUAAUUAUUACUUUUAUUAUGUAAUGCUCACGACAGAGAAAACAUGUAAUUUGAAAUAAUAAACGCCUACAUUUA
Messenger RNA from Pecten maximus, 7400 nucleotides. RefSeq lists its product as uncharacterized. NCBI's taxonomy places the organism in Eukaryota, Metazoa, Mollusca, Bivalvia, Pectinida, Pectinidae. Gene Ontology annotation, cellular component: aryl hydrocarbon receptor complex; nucleus. The record is from RefSeq and is a predicted model, not a curated record. Gene Ontology annotation, biological process: regulation of transcription by RNA polymerase II. The transcript has 11 exons. Bases 1 to 2469 code for a protein of 822 amino acids. Gene Ontology annotation, molecular function: protein dimerization activity; transcription cis-regulatory region binding; nuclear receptor activity.